Molecule: messenger RNA, 1896 nt
Organism: Caenorhabditis remanei
Lineage: Eukaryota; Metazoa; Nematoda; Chromadorea; Rhabditida; Rhabditidae
Exons: 11
Coding region: 1-1896 (631 amino acids)
Cellular component (GO): cytoplasmic ribonucleoprotein granule; nucleus
Molecular function (GO): mRNA binding; metal ion binding; RNA endonuclease activity
Source: RefSeq, a predicted model, not a curated record
AUGGAUUCCCCACGAAGCCACGCCCCUUUGUGCCGAACAACAGGUGGAACAGCAGUCAUCAGUAAUCAACGAGGACUAGGCACACGUCUCAAUCCAUACUACCAGUCUACACCACAUCAACCAAUGGUUCAAUCAAUGUCACAACCUGUUAAUUACCCCAAUUAUGGAGUGGGCGGAGUCUCGAGUAGUGGACAAGUACUCUUGCAAGGACCACCUCCCGGACUGGCACCCGUCGGACAGUCGCCUGAUUUUGAUUCGUGUUAUAGCUCUUGCGACGACAUCUCCCAUCCGUCGCUCAGCCGUGAAUCGUCCGAUCCCAGUAAACUUGAUGAUGACCAAAGAACCAUAAGAUAUCCAGCACCGGAAGUUGUCGAAUUCGCGACAAAAUUGGGCUAUUCCACCGAACAGCUCAGUCACGUUCUGAAUCAGAUUGGUGUCGACUCGAAGACGGACGACGUUCUCUCGGAACUUGUAAAAAUGGGCCUCCCCAAUGGGAAAUCCAAUCUGAUGAUGAGCUCCCAACCAUCCUCCUCGUCCUCUACAAAUCAUCGUCCCGUAGCUCCUUCCUCAUCUGCCCCUCCAUCAUCCACAACGUCUUCUUCAAAUGUGACGUCAGCCUCCAACUACGCAUCAUUAUACCCACAGUAUACACCGGAUCCAAGUUUAAGAGCUGUCAUUGUGGAUGGAUCGAAUGUUGCCAUGUUACACGGCCGCAAAGAAGUAUUCUCUUGUGCAGGUCUCCGCUCGUGUCUUCAUUAUUUUCUGGAACGAGGCCAUCCUGAAGUUCUCAUUUUUAUUCCCCAAUACAGAAGAGAACAACCACGAUCGGAUAGUCCAAUCACAGAUCAACAUAUUCUACAGGAAAUCGAACGACAUAUCAUUUAUACUCCGUCUAGAAACAUAAACGGCCGUCGUGUAGUCUGCCACGACGACAGAUACAUUCUCCGAACUGCCGAGCUGAAAGACGGUGUGGUGGUGUCAAACGACGAGUAUCGUGACUUGACGAAAGAGAAUCCGGCGUGGCGGAAAAUUGUCGAGGAGCGACUUCUUAUGUUCACUUUUGUCGAGGAUAAAUUUAUGCCCCCAGAUGAUCCAUCAGGUCGUCAUGGUCCACGAAUCGAAAGUUUCCUCUCAAAAGUGCCAGUCGUCUCGUCGAACCCACUGAUUUGUCCAUACGCCCGGAAAUGUACAUACGGAAAUAAAUGUAAAUUCUAUCAUCCGGAGAGAGCGAACGGACAACAUAUGAGUGUUACGGAGAGGUUGAUGAAAGAGAAUCAACAGAAAAAGUCGUUGGGAGCAGUCAAAUCAAUGCAAUACGAGAUGUUCAAGAACAAGCACGCCGCCUUAUCCCGUACUCAAUCCCUGAAUGUAGUCAAACCACUGACGGAAAACAUCUCUCAACUACCUCCAACCCCCGAGAGUCCAAUUCAAAUGUCACGUCAACACAUGCAAUUACAACAGGCUAACAGUGCUCCAUGGCAACAACACAGUGCAGUGCAAAGACACGGAUCGUCUCCAUUGACACCAGUUAACCGACAGAUGAACGUCUAUCCCGAAAUGUACAACUAUCAAAAUCACCAACAAGUGCUUCCACAUCAACACGGAGUGAUUGGAAGUCAACGACCACCUAAAAUGACAACUACAGUAUCUCAAACGCAUCUUUUCGCACCCUCAACUGCAGUUUGGGGACAUUCGGAACUUUCGGUUGGACCAGUUAAUACCAACGCCGAAACGAAUGAAACGCACUCAGAAGCCCGUGCACGUGUACAUUUCCACCUUUGCCAUAUUUUUCCCCAUGAUUACGUCGAAUCGGUGAUGGCCGCCAACCCGGAAGAAGUCAACGCCCCGGUACUCUGUGAGCUCAUUAUCCGAGCUCAAAAAGACUAUCGCAAGUAA